AUGUAUGGUUAUUGUAAAAAUGAUUAUUUUAUGCAAGAGUAUGGCCGCAUUCAGAAUGGAUUGCUCUCGCAUUCGGAAUGCGUGACUCUAUCAGCAUCCAAAUUUUAUUUUCAACUUUGCUGUUGUGAUAGAGAAUUGAAGAAAUGUGAAUCACUAGAAAAUGAAUUAAUAAUCGAUCCUAGUAUAACGACAGUGACUGAUCUUGACUUGAAUCAAAACAAAAAAAGCGAAACUUUACGCCGAAAAUAUAAUGAAAAAUUAGAAAGACUGUACUACAACAGGCCUCAAAUCUUUCAAACUUCGGAAACAACAACAUUUGUUCUCCGUGACAUAGAAGAUGCGUUGCCUAGUGAAACUCGUUCUUGUCGAUCUAUUUAUCAUUUUGAAACUUUUGAUGACGUCGAGGACUUGAAAAUGACUGUUGCAAUGGGAUGUACAAUCGGACGGAGAAUUAAAGGAACCGGGCUUUAUCACUGUAAAUACAGAAAUCCGAUUUGUCCAUCGGAAAGUAAUUUUGUGGAAGACGAUGUGCUUAUAGAUUGUUGUUGUGAAGGAUAUCAUUUAUGUAAUCAUGACAUGACCGUAUACCAUGCCAUCAAUCGCUUUCCUGAAUUUUUACAAAAUCCGAUAUGCUCUCAGCCAUCAGCGUUCAGAUUUGUAUUCCUUCCGAAAACAUAUCCAUAUUGUGCAGUGCAUUAUGAUUAUGUAUUAAAAAAAGUAGUCUUUCUACAAACUUAUCUUAAUAUGGAUUUGCUACGAGAGCAAGAUCACAAAGCUUAUGAACAAGAAGGCUGUCAAUUUAUUGAAACAAAGCCACAAUUGAAUAUACCAUACGACUGUAAUGAUGAUUUAUAUAAACGUGAAGACACAUCAAUCGGUCGAAUUACAUACUUAUGCACAUGUGUUGGCAAACCUUUAUCAGGAAGUGAUUUUUUAAAAAUUAUAGCCGAAACUUAUUGGUGUUACGAUCAAUUGCUCUUAGAAUAUGAAUCAGGAAAAACUAUUGCUUAUUGGUCUAGUGGUGAGGUGAAAAUCAGGGAAAAACCAAAAAUUCGAGAAACUUGCAUGGGAAUGGCGCCUGAAACUGGACCAUACACAUGUAUAUCAGACCCGUUUUCGGUUUUAUGUUGCUGUAAGAAUGAUAACAAUGUUCCAUGCAAUAAACAAAAAACAAUGCUAAAAUUUUAUAUGCGCGAAGUGAGAACAUUUAAUAAUUUAUUAUGGAAAAAAGAAGAACAAAAAUAUCGUAACGAACGGUAUCACUGUAUUAAUUCAGAAAAAAAAGCACAAAAUUGUCAAGCAGUAUUGGGUUGCUAUGAAGUUCGUUUAGCUCAAUCUAAUCUCAUCAAAAACCAUGGACUUUCAGUUGAGCUAAAUAACGUGAAACAUAUGUCAAAUUCAUCGUUUCCAUGGGGUUGUAUUUCUGAUAUUGAUGAUAUAUUACUACAAAGCUACCCAUAUCUAGCGACAUGUUUGAACUAUGCUCGUAAAGGAUAUAUCGAACGUUGCUUUUACACGGGUGAACGUGAUUUAGAAACUGAUACACCCAUAAUAAUGUGUUGUUGUAAUUCAAAUAUAUACGGCGACUGUUUACAUCAAAUGAAAACUUCACAGUUUGGAUAUUUAUUUAUGAACAUAUCUAUUUAA
Molecule: messenger RNA, 1647 nt
Organism: Thelazia callipaeda (thelaziosis nematode)
Lineage: Eukaryota; Metazoa; Nematoda; Chromadorea; Rhabditida; Thelaziidae
Source: the annotation of a GenBank genome assembly